GCCUUUGAGAUAUAUCGGGCGUGAGAGAGUGCUCUUCUCGCGAAAAUUUUCACGACCAUUUGACGCGUGACGUCCACUCACCACUGCCGUCGACAUGCUGCCCCGAUUCCUCAGGCCUGUCGUAAAUGUCAGCCAGCAAGGCGCGAAACUAUUAUCCACGAGCGCUACGUGCGAUGCAAAAGUCAGUGUCAUGGGAGCAAGCGGUGGCAUUGGCCAGCCACUGUCUUUGCUUCUCAAACAGUCCCCUCUCGUUACGGAAUUAUCGUUAUAUGAUAUUGUAAACACACCUGGUGUCGCUGCCGAUCUCUCACAUAUGAAUACUCCUGCAAAAGUUAAAGCCUAUAAUGGUCCGGAGCAGCUCAAAGAUUCUCUUAAAGGUUCUCAGGUUGUUAUUAUACCUGCGGGCGUUCCACGCAAACCAGGCAUGACACGUGAUGACCUGUUUAAUACGAAUGCCUCCAUCGUCCGGGAUCUUGCCGCUGCGGUGGCUGAAGUUGCGCCAAAGGCUUUUGUAGCAAUCAUCUCAAAUCCGGUCAACAGCACAGUACCAAUUGCGAGUGAAGUGCUACAAAAGGCGGGCGUUUACGAUCCUAACCGCGUAUUCGGAGUGACUACUUUGGAUAUUGUCAGAGCAAACGCCUUCAUCGCGGAAGCUAAGGGCCUUGAUCCACAGAAAGUCAACGUCCCAGUCAUUGGCGGACAUAGUGGCAUCACUAUUAUCCCGUUGAUCUCGCAGUGUACACCGUCGGUUUCCUUCCCGGAUAAUCAGCUGAAAGCGCUUACCGAGAGGAUUCAAGAGGCCGGUACCGAGGUCGUUAAAGCUAAAGCAGGAACUGGAUCCGCGACUUUGUCCAUGGCUUUUGCUGGCGCACGAUUUGGUCUUUCAUUAAUAAGAGCGUUGAAUGGGGAAACGGGUAUCAUCGAGUGCUCGUACGUCAAGUCGAAUGUUACUGAUGCCAAAUACUUUUCUACGCCGAUACUUCUGGGCAAAAAUGGAAUUGAGAAGAAUUUGGGAUUAGGUAAACUAAGCAGCUUUGAGCAGAAAUUACUGGACGCCGCCAUCCCGGAGCUUAAGAAAAAUAUUCAGAAGGGAGAAGACUUUGUAAAUAAAAAGUGAGAUCUCUGUCGGGCCUAGCUGGACAGAGCGUGAUCUGUCGAAUUACGUAUGAUGAGAGAUUUGCCGGCCUUCCUUGCUCGCCUUGCAAUUAUGAUAGAUUAUCACAACAAUCGAAAUUUUUUAAUCGUGAAAACGCAAAAAUCCGUGAAUGUAUCUUCCAUUUCUCUUGACCUGCAGAUAUGCAUUAAAAAUGUAGAAUUGCGGACAGAUUAUCGAAUGUUAAGAUCAUGUAGGAUAAGUGAAAUAUUAUUACUGAAACUGUAUAGAAACUGUAGAGAAAAAUUAUAUCUGUAAUAAGAACUUAUGUGUAAAAUAAGGAAUAAAAAAUUGGACUUUUCAAAAUUGGCAUAUCUGCUCGAGCGACUUUUUGUGUACGAUGUAGGAAAAGUUUGAAUAAACGCUCUUUCGACUAAACGUAA
Messenger RNA from Trachymyrmex cornetzi, 1536 nucleotides. RefSeq names its product malate dehydrogenase 2 (gene Mdh2). Bases 95 to 1117 code for a protein of 340 amino acids. Gene Ontology annotation, molecular function: L-malate dehydrogenase (NAD+) activity. NCBI's taxonomy places the organism in Eukaryota, Metazoa, Arthropoda, Insecta, Hymenoptera, Formicidae. Gene Ontology annotation, biological process: malate metabolic process; tricarboxylic acid cycle. The record is from RefSeq and is a predicted model, not a curated record. Gene Ontology annotation, cellular component: cytoplasm; mitochondrion. The transcript has 5 exons.